AUGUCUCGGCUGGUGAAAGAUGCGCUGGCAGGAGGGGAGAGCGACCGGUUCCUGUCAGCGCGGUGCCAGCACGACGACAUUCUGCUGUUCGUGGGCGUGGCUGCGGCCAUCAGCGCGUGGCGCCCCGCCACUGCUGCUGUGAUCCUCCUGCGCGUGCUCGACCGCAUCGCCUUCUUUGAACGCCUCUUAGAGCAGCAGCAGGAGCAGCAGGAGCUGCAGCAGCAUAGGGGAGGUAGGGGGACUCCGACGAGAGGGAGCGGUGUGGCGACGCCAACCAGAGGGGGUGGGAGUACACCCACCAGAGGGUCUACACCGACCAGAGGGGGUAUGGGUGCGUUCAGCAGUACGCCUUUGAGUAGCACGCCCUCCUCCCCCACUUAUGGCUUGCGUCCCUGGACCACCCCUAUCCAUGCUUCUGGCGCCGCUGCUGCUGAUACCAGUAUUUGCAUCAGUAUCAGCAGCACUGGGAGUCACAUAGCUCCAGGUGCAGCCUCCCCCUGUUCCACCUCCCCUCAGAAUGUGUCCGUUCUUCUGGGCGGCAAGAGGGCGGGCGCGAACCUGCCUGCGUGCCGCUCGUUUGUCGUGUCGUGCCUGCUGGCGAUUUUGUCCUCUUGCGAGGACCGGGCGGCAGCAGCCAUGGCGGCCGCGACGCCAGCGGUGCAGCGGCUGCUGAUGUGGCAGGAGGCGAUCGCUCUGGCUGAAGGCCUAGCCGCGGCCAAGCACUCGAGCCUGGAGGAGCGGUGCGAGGAGCAGGACCGGCUGUACCUGCAUCUCAGCCUCGGCCCGGGCCUGCUUGCUAUGACGCUGUCGGCAGCCAUGCGGGACCUGCCGAACCUGCAUCCGGACGAUACCAUGGCUGUAGCUUCGGCAGUGGAAGGUAUGGGCGUGGAGGAGGCAGCAUUUCAUGCGGGGUUGCGGGCGGUGGCGAGUGGGAGGCUGGGUGCAGAGGGGUUUGAUGCGGUUGUGCGGAUGGUGUUUGUGGGGCGUGGGGUGCAGUCUGUGGCGAUGAGGUUUGCUAAACUGACUGCUGCGGUGAAAUCGGUGCGGUUUCUGGGCGGCGGGAGCGGGGCGGCGAGCGCGCCGCCCGGAGGAGCUGCGGGGGCGGGGAUGCUCGGACUGGGCGGCAGUGCGGCUGGCAGCGUGGGUGGCAGUGCGGGCGGCAGUGCAACCGGCAGCGUGACUGUAGUAGGCGCGCCGGAGAGAGCAGCAACAUCCUGGGGGAGAGCCGGGGGGGUUUCUGCUUCUGCUAAAGAGUCUUGCCCUGCCAGUGGCAAGGCUAGUAGUGGAGGUGGGGGGGCGUUGGGAGGUGUCCUCUCUCUCUUCGGAUCUCAGAAACAGCGGCCCAGCACCAGCUAUGUCAGCACAGGAGCUUCUAGCUUCGGUGCCGGAGCUGCCGGCAGCCUCGGCGUGUACCAAACCUCCAGCCACGGCAACGGCGGCACCGCCGGGCCUCAGGCCAGUCCUAGGACCCCCAGAGGCCCUUUCACGGGCAGCAGGGGCGGGGCUGGGGCAGUGGAGGACGACGUUUUGUCCCAGGAAGGAGGGCUCGGCCCGGGCAGCGAAAUUUCUGUCAGCAGUGUUGGUGCCCGUAGCGCUUCUGCUUCUGCCGCUGGUGCUGCUGCAGCUAGUGGUGGUGGUGGUUUCGCAAGUGCUAUUGCUGCAGCCCUCACCAGCACUGCCAGCAUCUACAGCGGUGGCGGCGGCGGCGGUAACCGCGGUAACAACGGUAACGGGUUCGGGUGGGGUAAUGGGAGCAACUGGGGGGGCGGCAGUAACUGGGGCGGCGGCAGCAACUGGGCCGGCGGGACGAAUGGCGCGCUGACACCUGGCAACGGGGGUGAGGAGAUGAGGAAGCAGCACGCGUGGGCGUAUGAGGUGCUGCUGAACUUCCUCCGCAUCAACAGCCGGGGGGCGGCCAUGGAAGAGAGGGAGCUGGACCUGUGUGCUCGGGUGGUGCUCAACAAGUGGCUCGGCGAGGGCUCCGAGGCUGACCGCGAGGCUCGGGCAAUGGCUCGGGUGGAGAGGAUGGGCAAUCCAGGGUCGGAGGUGGGGUGGCCCAUGUGGCUGCGCAUUGGACGGCUGGUGGAGAGCGAGAUGAAGCACAUGCCGCGUCUCAUGGAGGUCAUGCACGCCCUGUCGAUAUGGCUCAACUAUGAUAAACUAGAGGAGGAUGGGUCAUGCACGGACGCCACAGCAGGGGAGGUGUUGGACUGGGGCAUGCACGGGCUGCUACAUGUGCUGCCAGAGAGCUCCCCUGCGCAGACUCUGCUUGACUUGCUUGACCCGGAGGACGAUGACUGGGUUGACCUGUCCCUGGCUGUGGUGGCAAGGAUCGCAGCCUGCCCCAGCGUGCACUGGCCCGUCAAAGGGGGAUCGGCACUUUUUGUUGCUAAACUACUCACCCUUGUGGAGGACUGCGCGGAGAUGACUCGCGAUCAGCAGAGCCGCGCCGUGCAGGUGGCGGUGCAGCUGUGGGGGUGGGCCAUGCCCAAGCGCGAGCAGCUGCUGGAGCAGUGCGAGACCGAGGAGGAGGUGAUGGAGGUUCUCGACCGCUCAGCUGCUGCCACGUGGCGCUCUGUUGCUUUGGGAGCUAUGGCUGCUGUGCUGGGCUGA
Messenger RNA from Closterium sp. Yama58-4, 2613 nucleotides. The record is from the annotation of a GenBank genome assembly. NCBI's taxonomy places the organism in Eukaryota, Viridiplantae, Streptophyta, Zygnematophyceae, Desmidiales, Closteriaceae.